This is a messenger RNA of Tricharina praecox, 1448 nucleotides long. RefSeq lists its product as uncharacterized. NCBI's taxonomy places the organism in Eukaryota, Fungi, Ascomycota, Pezizomycetes, Pezizales, Pyronemataceae. The transcript has a single exon. The coding region runs from base 328 to 1170 and encodes 280 amino acids. The record is from RefSeq and is a predicted model, not a curated record.
CCACCACCACCAGCUCCGCCAGCUCCCAACAAUAAGUUCGCUAAUUCUCCAACAGCUAUCUGGAUAUCGAUAAUGGAGCUUUGCAACUGGCCUAGCGCGAGUCACACGGCAGCCACCGAGCCCAGCGCUGCACUGCUGCAUUCUCGCCCGUUUCAAAAUUCAACGCGAUAACUAGAGUGCCGUACCUACCGUACCUCUACCUGUUCCAACACUCCAAUUCCCCCGGGCCCGUAGAAAGCUCCCCACUGUCCACAUCGCCUCACCCCCUCCCCUCCAACCCGCCCUCUCCAGCCGCCCGCCCAACAUCAACUACAACAACAAAGCACAAUGACCCUCCCCACGACGCCGCACCUCCGUCUCUCGCGCAGCCUCCGCCAGCUGCACCCAGAGAGCGUGACCUACCUGCCGCCGGCGCCGUUCGAGGUGUUCCAGCAGAUCCCCGCCGACCACGAGCGUCCAGAGUCAUGGACGCUGCUUGGGACGUAUAAGAUCGCUGCACAGUGCGGAUGGCUCUCACACUCCAGGAUCGAUGACGACGGCGCGAAUAUCUUCCUGGUCGGUACCGAGACGUCGUCUACUGCGCUGGAACGGGUCGGGAGGGCGGGGGAAGGGCUGGGAGAGCAGCAGGAGCAGCAGGAGCAGCAGAACGAGCAGCCACAACACGAGCAACCUCAGCACGACCAAGCCCGUCUACAAACCCCCGAGGCCGAGAAGCCGGACCCGUUCGCCGCCGCUGCGGCCUCAGAGCGCCCCCCUUUGCCGCCUGCGGUAGAUAGCGUCCCGGUACAGCUCCCGCCCACACCUCCCCCGGCGGACGACGACCUAACAAUCUCGUACACGCACGUGCCACUGACCGAGCAAGCGAUCAAAUCUCUCGACGCGGACCGCCGACCCUCCCCGGCCGCCAUCAAACUGGAGACCUCGGCCGUCUCGAUCCCGCAGAACAAGAACAAGAACAAGCAAGAGAAUGAGAGGGAAUACGAUCCCGAGAUGCCGACGGCAGGCUCCUACGCCGACCUGUGCGUCUCCAUGAGCGAGAGCCAGUACUCGAAUAUUUCCGCCAAUGACGGGAAGAGCGACGAUGAGAGUGAUCGGUGGAGCGAGAUCUCGACCGGCCCGGUGGAUCGGCAGUGGACGGUUGUCUUCGAGGAGAAGGAUGAGAUGGUUUGAUUUGGAAAAAUGGUUGCUGCGAGUUCGUUCUUUACCUAUCUUAUCUUAUCUUGGUUUGCGUUGCUUUUUGGCCCUUUUUGUCGCGGAGUCUCCUGUAAUGUGUUUUGCCAUUUCAAAGGUUGGUGAGUUAGUCGGUCGGUUGAGGUUGGGAAUGGGUCCUGGGGGGUGGGAGUACACGGUUAUUAUUAUUAUCAUGAUCAUGACUUGACGAUUCGGUAUACCUCUCGCUCUGUUGUGGUUCGCUAUUCCUUACCUAUCAUACAUAGGGACGAUGGGGG